AUGAGUUACGUGAAGGCGAAAGUUCAUCAAACGGAUAUGAAGGAGGUGAUGCAACAAGAAGUUGUUGAUGUAUGUGCUCGGAUUAUGUGCCGCCCUGAAGUUACUCCUGUUAAAAUAGCCACUGGAAUUCGGCAAUACUUCGAUGAGCGCUAUGGAGGCUCUUGGACUUGCAUUGUUGGACGAGAUUUCAGCAGCUCUUUCGCACACGAGAAAAAGAAGCUUAUUUCUCUGAACAUAGGUGGACAACAAGUUCUCUUAUUCAAAGGUUCCUAA
Rodentolepis nana is the source of this 273-nucleotide messenger RNA. The record is from the annotation of a GenBank genome assembly. Lineage: Eukaryota; Metazoa; Platyhelminthes; Cestoda; Cyclophyllidea; Hymenolepididae.